GGGUGAGGAUCCUGGGGAGCGUUUUGGGGAAACUGCUGCGAGCCCAGCAUUCAGUUCUGGUGAGCACACGGCCGUGGGAUCCUGCAGGAGGCAGCUGCUGAUCGUGCUGUGCCCUGCUGUGCUGGGGCCAAGGAGGAAUUCUCUUUGGAGAGAGGGCAGCGGAGGGCACAGGGUGUGUGCCUUGUGGGGACUGCAGUGUAUGCGUGAAACACAGCUGGCUCUUCUGAUCCGUGCUGCAUGAGCCAGGCAUGGGAAACAGCCUCUUUGCAAACUGCUGCAGGCAAGUCACCGAUCUCCUCUUCCAGCCACGCAGCUCUGGCUCACCCGACGAGAGGUCGCCCCUCUUGCCAAAGUCUCCAAAGUCUCCCCCAAGCUGCGCUGCCCUCCCGGAGAUGCCCGAAGCUGCCUGCUGUGCUGGGCAGUACCCAGACAUCAUCCCCAGUGAGGCAGUGACUGGAAGCCUGCAGAAGGGCGCUGAAUACAUCCAAGACCUAUCCGAGACCAAGGACGAAGAAGGAAUGGUGACAGUUUUUGAUAAGAGCGGUUUGAGAGCUGGCGCGGCCGGCCUGCUGCAGCGGACAGAGGCAUCCCGAGCAGUGCCUGUCCUUCCAGCCGACCUUGGGGACAGCUUGGUGGGGCUGGGUGAUCAUGCUCAGUCACUUGAGGCCUGCCAGAGCCCCGUGAAACCUGAGGACAGCGGCUUAGCGCACAGAUCCUGCCGCCGGGAGGAGCACGUGGCAGCAGCUGACGGCACUGCGGGCCCUGGAGCACGUUCUGCUGGCCAGGGCCACGGCCAGGGGCGAGUGGCCAUGUGCCUGGACACAGCCUUGGUGCCUCUGGACAGUGUGCUGAAGUGCAGAGCUCCUGCUCCCUCCCCAGGGAGCCCUGGGACACCAUCCUUUGCUCUGCCAUCAAGUGCAGGGCUGGCCCUGCCAGCUCCAAGUGCAGUUGUGCUGCCUGUUCCCCCUGGUGAGGUGUCACCUAAGGCUCAGGACACGAGUACUGGUUUUGUGACAGAGCCUACUGCCUGCCCCAGCAGAAGGUCAAGCUGUGAUCCUGAUUCCCAGGCACAGGUUCUGCCCUCAAAGCAGCAGCAGCAGAAGAAGAAGAGGAAGAAAAAGAAGCUGCCUUUCCCAGAGCACCCGUCUGGCGUGGCACUGAUGAAUGGCAGCGGCCCCCAUGACAGCCUCAAGGGCGAGAAGGAUGCCAAGCAGAACGGCCACGAGGAGGCUGAGCCGGGAGAGGAUGGCAACGACCAGGAGGUCAUCGUCAUCCAGGACACGGGAUUUACUGUCAAGAUCUGUGCACCAGGGAUAGAGCCCUUUUCCCUGCAGGUUUCUCCUCAAGAGAUGGUGCAAGAAAUCCAUCAGGUUCUGAUGGACCGGGAGGACACCUGCCAUCGGACCUGCUUCUCCCUGCAGCUGGACGGCAACGUCCUGGAUAACUUCGCUGAGCUGAAGACAAUCGAAGGGCUGCAGGAGGGCUCACUGCUGAAAGUGGUGGAAGAGCCGUACACGGUGCGAGAAGCCAGGAUACACGUGCGCCACAUUCGGGACCUUCUGAAGAGCCUUGACCCAUCAGAUGCUUUCAAUGGUGUGGACUGUAACUCACUGUCCUUCUUGAGUGUCUUCACUGAAGGAGACCUGGGAGACAGUGGAAAACGGAAGAAGAAAGGUACCGAAAUGGAACAAAUUGACUGCACCCCUCCUGAACAUAUCCUGCCAGGUAGCAAAGAGAGGCCCCUGUGUGCCCUUCAGCCCCAGAACAGAGACUGGAAGCCUUUGCAGUGCCUAAAGGUGUUGACAAUGAGUGGCUGGAACCCUCCCCCGGGUAACAGGAAGAUGCACGGGGACCUGAUGUACUUGUACGUCAUCACGGUGGAGGAUCGGCACGUCAGCAUCACUGCCUCCACCCGGGGAUUCUACUUGAACCAGUCUACUGCAUACAACUUCAAUCCCAAACCUGCAAACCCCAGUUUUCUCAGUCAUUCCUUGGUGGAACUACUUAACCAGAUCAGCCCUACCUUCAAAAAAAACUUCUCUGCUCUGCAGAAGAAACGGGUUCAGAGACACCCCUUUGAGAGGAUAGCCACUCCUUUCCAAGUGUACAGCUGGACAGCUCCUCAGGCAGAGCACGCCAUGGACUGUGUCCGGGCAGAGGACGCCUACACCUCUAGGCUGGGCUAUGAGGAGCACAUACCUGGACAGACCAGAGAUUGGAACGAGGAGCUGCAGACCACACGGGAGCUGCCACGCAAGAACCUGCCUGAGAGGCUGCUGAGAGAACGAGCCAUUUUCAAGGUUCACAGUGACUUCACUGCAGCAGCAACACGAGGUGCUAUGGCUGUCAUCGAUGGCAACGUCAUGGCCAUCAACCCCAGCGAGGAGACCAAGAUGCAGAUGUUCAUCUGGAACAACAUUUUCUUCAGCCUGGGCUUCGACGUCCGUGACCACUACAAGGACUUUGGUGGAGACGUUGCCGCUUACGUAGCUCCGACCAACGACCUCAACGGUGUGCGGACCUACAACGCCGUGGACGUGGAAGGGCUGUACACGCUGGGGACUGUUGUGGUGGAUUACAGAGGUUACAGGGUGACAGCUCAGUCUAUUAUUCCUGGCAUCCUGGAGCGGGAGCAGGAACAGAGUGUCAUCUAUGGGUCAAUAGACUUUGGCAAGACAGUUGUGUCACACCCCAAGUACCUGGAGCUGCUGGAGAAGACCAGCAGGCCGCUGAAGAUCCAGAAGCACAAAGUUCUCAACGACAAGAACGAGGAGGUGGAGCUGUGCUCCUCAGUAGAGUGCAAAGGCAUUAUUGGCAAUGACGGGCGUCACUACAUCCUGGACCUGCUACGCACUUUCCCUCCAGAUCUAAACUUCCUACCUGUUGAAGGGGAGGAGAUGCCAGAGGAAUGUAAGAAAAUGGGGUUCCCCAAGCAGCACAGACACAAGCUUUGCUGUCUCCGGCAAGAGCUUGUUGAUGCCUUUGUAGAACACAGGUAUCUGUUAUUCAUGAAGCUGGCUGCGCUGCAGCUGAUGCAGCAGAAAGCCAACAAGCAGGAGAGCUCAGCUGCACUGGAAAAUGGCGCCUCUGCAGAGAACGGCGCCGCAGACGGCGAGAGGCCUGAGUCAGAGGAUGGGAAACUCGAGGAUGGCGUGACUGGGCUUGAUCAGGUGAAGGAGCUCGCUGAGACCAUGGCAUCUGACGAUGGAGCAGUGGAUCCCAAAAGCAGAGAAGUGAUUCGGAAUGCUUGCAAGGCCGUAGGCUCCAUUAGUGACACCUCGUUUGAUAUUCGGUUUAACCCAGAUAUUUUCUCACCAGGUGUUCACUUCCCUGAGUCGAGCAAAGAGGAGGUGCAGGAUCAGAAGCAGCUGCUGAAGGAUGCUGCUGCAUUCCUGUUGUCAUGCCAGAUCCCAGGCUUGGUGAAGGACUGCCUGGACCACACGGUGCUCCCGAUGGAUGGGGCCACCUUGGCUGAGGCCAUGCACCAGAGGGGCAUCAACAUGCGCUACCUGGGCAAGGUGAUCAACUUCAUCAGCAAGACCCCCGGCCGUGCACAGCUGGAUCACAUCUUUAAAAUCGGAAUCAGCGAAUUGAUCACUCGAUCAGCCAAACACAUCUUCAAGACAUACCUCCAGGGUGUGGAGCUGUCAGGUUUAUCCGCCGCCAUCAGCCACUUCCUCAAUUGUUUUCUGAGCUCCUUCCCAAAUCCCAUUGCCCAUCUUCCAGCUGAUGAGCUGGUCUCCAAGAAGAAAAAUAAGAAAAGGAAAAACAGGAACCUUGGAAAUGCUGAUAACACAGCGUGGGCCAGCAUGACCCCUCAGGAGCUAUGGAAGAAUAUUUGUUCAGAAGCAAAGAACUAUUUUGAUUUCAGUCUUGAAUGUGAGAAUGCUGACCAAGCAGCUGAAAUGUAUAAUCUGCAGAAAAUCACCCUGCUCCGUGAAAUCUCCCUCAAAACUGGAGUCCAGAUCCUGCUGAAGGAGUACAACUUUGACAACAGGCACAAGCCCACUUUCACAGAAGAGGAUAUUCUGAACAUCUUCCCUGUAGUGAAGCAUGUGAACCCCAAAGCCUCCGAUGCUUUCCACUUCUUCCAGAGCGGGCAAGCAAAAGUUCAGCAAGGUUUCUUGAAGGAGGGCUGUGAGCUCAUCAAUGAAGCCUUAAACCUGUUCAACAAUGUGUAUGGUGCUAUGCAUGUAGAAAUCUGUGCCUGCCUGAGGCUGCUAGCUCGGCUCAACUACAUCAUGGGAGAUUACUCAGAGGCCUUAAGCAAUCAGCAGAAAGCGGUGCUAAUGAGCGAGAGGGUCCUGGGCAUCGAACACCCCAACACCAUCCAGGAAUAUAUGCACCUGGCUCUGUACUGCUUUGCAAACAGCCAACUCUCGACAGCGCUGAACCUGCUGUACCGUGCACGCUACCUCAUGCUGUUGGUAUUUGGGGAGGAUCACCCAGAAAUGGCACUCUUAGAUAACAACAUUGGCCUGGUGCUCCAUGGGGUCAUGGAGUAUGACCUGUCCCUGCGGUUCCUGGAGAACGCCCUGGCCAUCAGCUCCAAGUACCACGGCUCCAAGUCUUUGAAGGUUGCACUGAGCCACCACUUGGUUGCCCGAGUGUACGAGAGCAAAGCCGAGUUCCGGUCGGCUCUGCAGCACGAGAAGGAAGGCUACACCAUCUACAAGAACCAGCUCGGUGAACACCAUGAAAAGACCAAAGAGAGCUCCGAGUACUUGAAGUACCUGACGCAGCAGGCGGUGGCUCUGCAGCGCACAAUGAACGAGAUCUACAAGAACGGCUCCAACGCCAACAUCAUGCCACUGAAGUUCACAGCUCCCAGUAUGGCCAGUGUCCUGGAGCAGCUGAACAUUAUCAAUGGAAUUCUCUUCAUUCCACUAAGCCAAAAAGACUUGGAGAACCUUAAAGCCGAGGUGCAGCGACGCCAGCAGCUCCAGGAAAGCAUGAAAAGUGGGGAACAGCUGGAAGCAGAGGACAAGGCUGUGGAGGAGAAAGAGGCUGAGCCAAGCAUGCCUUCCGCUGCCAUCCCCUUAACACAGAGCUCUGCUUAAUGUGUACCUCGCUUUAAAAAAAAAAAAAAAAAAAAAAAAA
Messenger RNA from Ficedula albicollis (Collared flycatcher), 5100 nucleotides. RefSeq names its product clustered mitochondria (cluA/CLU1) homolog (gene CLUH). Gene Ontology annotation, biological process: intracellular distribution of mitochondria. The coding region runs from base 249 to 5060 and encodes 1603 amino acids. NCBI's taxonomy places the organism in Eukaryota, Metazoa, Chordata, Aves, Passeriformes, Muscicapidae. The transcript is spliced from 26 exons. The record is from RefSeq and is a predicted model, not a curated record. Gene Ontology annotation, molecular function: protein binding; mRNA binding. Gene Ontology annotation, cellular component: cytoplasm.